This is a messenger RNA of Mesorhabditis belari, 1218 nucleotides long. Lineage: Eukaryota; Metazoa; Nematoda; Chromadorea; Rhabditida; Rhabditidae. The record is from the annotation of a GenBank genome assembly.
AUGGAUUCAACUCAAUAUUCAUUCAACAAUUACAAAGAAUUUCUUCAUACCGGCUUCCAAUCGCUCGUUUACGGCGCUCAACUUUUACGAUAUCCGAAUCGUGGAAUGUCAGAUGAUACGGGUAAAGAGCUGACAGCGAUUACUUUCAAUCAGGAUUCACAAUGCUUAGCUAUUGGACACGAGGGUGGAUAUGAAUUCUAUCCACUUGCAAAGAACACGGAGAAAGUCGUCGUUGAACACAGGAAUACACAACCUGAGACAAUUCUUGUGGAACGACUUCUUGGCUCAGGAUUGGCGAUGGUUGUCUCAAGGAAAGAACCUCGAACAAUGCAUGUUCGACAUGUGAAUGAUAGGAAAACGAUUCAUGAUCAACGAUUUAGUAGCAGCAUUCUCAACAUCAAAGUCAAUCGACAACGGGUGGUGGUCUGUUUGGAAAACGCGAUCUACAUCUAUAAUCUUACUGAUAUGAAACAAUUGCAUACAAUCGAUGGUGAACUUGAGAAUAAAUCUGGUCUUCUUGAUCUUUCGUUGGGCAACUCGAUUCUUGUAUAUCCUGGGAAUUCACUGGCUGGAACUGUUCAUAUUUUCGAUGCUACUGUAAUGAAGGCAAUGUUCACAAUCCCGGCACAUGAGAGCAGAUUGGCGGCGAUUCGAUUAGACUCCGAAGGCAAUAAACUUGCCACAGCUUCCGAAAAAGGAACUGUCAUUCGAGUGUUUUCUGUGAAAAAGGAUCAACAAUGGAACAAAUUAUGGGAAUUCCGACGAGGAGUGGCUCGAGCUGUGACCAUCACGCAACUCGCUUUCUCAAUCGACUCGUCUUUUCUUGUCUCAUCAUCGAAUACUGAAACGAUUCACAUCUUCAAACUACAUCAAUCAGAUGAAACACAGACAAUAUCUGACAAUUCCUAUUCGGGUUGGAUGUCAUGGGCGAUUUCCACUGUUGCUUCUUAUCUACCUCCUAAUGCACAAUUACUUGAGAAAUCCUUCGCUACGGCUCAUCUACCAACACAGAGUCGAGCAUACGCUGCAUUGCCAACGAUUGGACAAGAAAUGGUUCUUGUUGUAGCCACAGCUGAUGGUCAUCUCUAUUACUACAAAGUCGACAAGGAACGCGGUGGUGAGUGUUUAGAAUCAAGCCAUAUCCGAAUUGGUCCACACGCACAAGUGACCGAACUGGACAGUCAAGUUGAUGAUAUUCCACCAUCACAACAUCCUACA